AUGACGGUUCCAGUGCCCAGCUCCCUGUCGGACGCCGCUGGGGCCGUGAGCGACAAGUUCAGCAUCAAGGAAAGCAGUGACAGAGGAGCUCAGUUGGCGAAGAAACAGGCCGGAAAGCCCAAGCGGAAGAUGACGGAGAAGGAGUAUGCGGCCAUCAUGCUGUAUACCUCCAAUGCCAUCUACCAGGACCUGAACAAAGCCUUGCGGGACAAUAACCGCAGCAAAGUGAAGAAGUACUUCAAGUACUUGCGGCUCUUUUUCGAAUCCAUGGACGCCUUGCCAAAGCAGAAACGCAAGCUUUGGCGCGGCUUGUCGGUGGAUCUCCAUAAGAACUCCCAGUACAAGGUGGGCAACACCGUGGUUUGGUGGGGCAUCUCCAGUUGCACCUCUGAUGAGAAGGUGGCGAAGGGCUUCGCUGAAGGCUGCGGGGGCAAAUCCACGCUGAUCACUGUGGAGUCCAAGACGGCCUCUGAUAUCUCCCAGGUGACCUUUUACAGCAAUGAGAAGGAGAGCCUCCUCUCACCAGGAACACAGCUGAAGGUGAAGAGCAACAAGAUGAACGGCAACGUAUGUGAGAUCACGCUCGAAGAAGUCGGUCGUAUGCUGAAUUGA
Durusdinium trenchii is the source of this 612-nucleotide messenger RNA. Lineage: Eukaryota; Dinophyceae; Suessiales; Symbiodiniaceae. The record is from the annotation of a GenBank genome assembly.